GCGCACUGAUCGGACCGUGUCUUGCCACACGAAGAGUACACCUACAGAAGUGAUUUAUUGACAACAGACAGAAGGAGCUGCUACGUGAAGUCCUUCCAUUAUUUUCACAGGUCCUUGUCACGAACAUUGUUCUGCCACCUCAAACCAAAGAUUGAUUACCUCGCUCUUAUAUCUCCGCAACUGCCGGAGUGUAAGGGUGGGUGGGUUGCCGAGAGCAAAGUUUUAAUCAAGCAUCGAACUAGCGGCUUUUGGUGGAGAAAGAAUGAAGCUUCGACAGGGAAGUGGCGCUGUCGUUGGACGAUCGGGCAAACGAAGACGUAAAAUUCGCCGUAGCGGGCAAGCUAUGAAGAUACACAAUGCAAACCUCGAAUGGCGCAAUUGAUCGAGCGAUUGGAAAUCAUGGUGUUUAAGAAGUGCCAGGACUGGAAAAGUGAACAGAGAAGAAGCCUGCCAAGAUGACCGACGACCUAAAGGCCGACAAGGCGACGGCGACGGCCAAGCUUAGCCCUGUCUCAAGCCACCCCGGGUCAUCCGCCUACGACAAGGGCGCUCUCAACACCACAGAGGCUCAAACAUUAUCUGGACUCGACGACACCGCGAUCGUCGAAGAAGAAGCUCAUGAUGACCCCGAAAUCGCACAGUUGCCUCUUAUUGUGCGCCAGACCGUCUCGCUCGAGGAUGACCCUACUCUUCCGACCAUCACCUUCCGCUACUUCGUUCUCUGCAUUCUAUUCAUCGUACCAGGAGCCUUCUUGUCUCAGAUGAGCCAUUACCGCACAACUCAGGCACCAUACUCGGUCUUUUUUGUGCAGAUUGCUUGUCACUACGUCGGCCAUGGAUUAGCGAAAGUUCUGCCAGCCUGGCAAAUAAAUUUGCCUUUUGGCUAUGGGUUUAAUCUCAACCCUGCACCAUGGAGUAUUAAGGAGCAUGUUUUAGUGACUCUGACUGCGGCGUCUGGAGCGACCUACAACCUAGGCUAUACCCCGAUAAGCAUGGCCGAGCUAUGGUACGACACGAAGAUCAACCCUGCCGUGGCUAUCUUCUUCAUGCUGGCCAUCGUUUGGGUGGGCUACGCUAUCGCCGCUAUUGCACGCUCUUUGCUACUAUGGGAGCCUGAGUAUGUAUGGCCGCAGGCGCUCAUGCAGACGACUCUAUUCGAGACAUUCCGCAAACAGGACCGCAACAGCCCGCUAGCUAAAAGACAGAUGCACGUAUUCUUCCUUUGCCUUGUUGGCAUGACACUUUGGCAGUUCCUGCCAGAGUACGUCUUCCCAAUGACUUCAUCGCUUGCCUUCCUGUGCUGGGUGGCACCGAAGAACCCGGUUGCAAACUUCAUUGGAUCUGGUCUUGGAGGUAUGGGCUUCAUGAACCUCAGUCUCGACUGGUCCAACAUCAACUGGAACGGCACGUCGAUUUUGAUUACACCCUUCUGGACACAAACUGUUCUAUUCCUUGCAUUCGUGCUCAACUGCUGGAUCCUACUUCCAGCAGCUAAAUGGGGCAACCUGGGCUCGUAUAAACACGGUCUCAUGUCCAACUCCCUACUCCUGGCUAAUGGAACAAAAUAUCCCACGGCCAAGAUUGUCAACAGCGAUUUCAGUCUCAACGAGACCGCUUGGGAAGAGUACGGUCCAGCAUAUAUGGGUUUGCAAUUCGCUUGGGCUACGUUUUUCAACUACGCCAAACUACCGUCGGCCUUUGUCUGGAUGGCUACUUUUGGAGGUCCUGCCAUCCUGGCAACGUUUGGAAAGAAUAUGGCUGCACGAAAAGCUCGAAGCGAGGCGAAGAAGCAGCAAACCUCCACUGGCGCCGCGGAACCCAACAUCCAUCACCAGUACACUGACCGCCUGAACGUUCUCCAGCGCUCAUACAAGGAAGUGCCUGGAUGGUGGUUCGCGACUUUGUUCAUUGUUGGAGUGGUCAUCUUACUUGCAAUCGUAGGUUCCGGCCAGCUUUUUAUCCCUUGGUGGACCGUGAUCGUUGGUGUCGCAACCGGUUUUGUUGUCGUUGUGCCUCUCGGCUACCUCUACGCCAUUUCGAACUACCAAGUUGCGAUUGGUGACUUCAACGAGCUUAUCUACGGUUACAUGGUCCACACGGCUGCGGGAGCUGGUCACCACCACCCUUGUGGACCAUCAGUCUACGGUUCCAUCGCAGGUGAUGCCUGGUAUCGUGCGCAGUACAUGCUCCAGGAUCAGCGCAUCGGACAUUACAUGCAUAUCCCGCCACGUACUGUGUUCUUCAGUCAGGUCUUUGGAAGUAUCCUAGGCAUACCCAUCAACUACGGUGUGAUUCGUUGGGUCCUCAACACAAAAUUCGACAUCUUGUCUGGGGCGACAACAGAUCCUCUACACCAGUGGACAGGCCAGAGCCUUGUAAGUUCCAACACGAUUGGCGUACAGUAUGGUGUCAUCGGCCCUAAAAGGAUGUUUGGCGCCAGCGAGUUGAAGAUCCUGCCUUACGGCUUCCUCGUCGGCGCAGGAGCACCGCUUGUUAUGUACGCACUACACCGUGCAUUCCCGAACUCAAAGCUCAAAUUCCACCUCUGGAAUACGACAAUCUUCUUUUCAGGUCUUACUGUGUUCUACGGAAACAUAUCGACAGGAUACUUCAGUGCGUUCAUCGGAGGCUUUGUCGCGAUGUACUGGAUCUUCCGCCAUCACUUCAAGAUUUGGAAGCGCUACAACUACAUCGUCGCAGCGGCGUUCGACGCAGCCUUCAAUUUCAACAUGUUGUUGAUCUUUUUGUUCUUUGGAAGUGGAAAGCAAAUCAAGAUGCCAGCUUGGUGGGGCAACAAUGCAGAUAGCGCUGAGAGGUGCUUUGCGUCGGAAUGAAAGACUUAAACGCAGAUAUAGAUAUCCAAUCAAUCUUUACUUACCGUUCAAUGCAAAGGGAUCGCGCAGUUUAACUGUGACGGCGGUGACGUGUAGGCUGCAUCGAAACCGCGGGUGACUUUCCCUCUUUUACUCUAGCGCGGAUUCGAAACGGAGAUCAAUCUGUAAUUUGUGUGGU
Molecule: messenger RNA, 3012 nt
Organism: Boeremia exigua
Lineage: Eukaryota; Fungi; Ascomycota; Dothideomycetes; Pleosporales; Didymellaceae
Product: putative OPT oligopeptide transporter
Exons: 1
Coding region: 456-2834 (792 amino acids)
Biological process (GO): transmembrane transport
Molecular function (GO): oligopeptide transmembrane transporter activity
Source: RefSeq, a predicted model, not a curated record